Molecule: messenger RNA, 1225 nt
Organism: Antrostomus carolinensis (chuck-will's-widow)
Lineage: Eukaryota; Metazoa; Chordata; Aves; Caprimulgiformes; Caprimulgidae
Gene: ATPAF2
Product: ATP synthase mitochondrial F1 complex assembly factor 2
Exons: 7
Biological process (GO): mitochondrial proton-transporting ATP synthase complex assembly
Cellular component (GO): mitochondrion
Source: RefSeq, a predicted model, not a curated record
AGAGGAAGCGGUUUUACCAGCACGUGAGCAUCUCCCAGGGAGAAGGAGGCUUUGAAAUAAACCUGGACCACCGAAAGCUGAAAACACCCCAGGCCAAGCUCUUCACUGUCCCCAGUGAGGCCUUGGCCAUUGCAGUGGCCACAGAGUGGGACUCCCAGAAAGACACCAUCAAGUUCUACACUAUGCACCUGACCACGCUGUGCAACACGGCGCUGGACAAUCCCACGCAGCGAGACAAAAUGCAGCUGAUCCGGGCGGCUGUCAAGUUCCUGGAGACUGACACUGUCUGCUAUCGCGUGGAGGAGCCAGCUGCCUUGGCAGAGCUGCAGAAGAAUGAAUGGGAUCCUAUUGUUGCCUGGGCUGAGAAAAGGUACAACGUGGUAAUUGGCUCCUCCACCAGCAUUUUGGGGCCAAAUAUCCCAGCCAGCACCAAGGAGACUUUCAUCAGCCAUCUGGCAUCCUACAACAUGUGGGCCCUGCAAGGGAUAGAAUAUAUAAUCACCCAGCUGAAAUCUCUGAUUCUGUCCAUGGGCCUGAUUGACAGGCACAUUACAGUAGAGAAAGCCGUGCUCCUGUCUCGCCUGGAGGAAGAGUACCAGAUUCAGCGGUGGGGCAACGUGGAAUGGGCCCAUGACUAUGAUCUGUGCGAGCUGCGCGCUCGCGCGGCAGCUGGGACCCUCUUUGUUCACCUCUGCUCAGAGAGCUCGACUGUAAAACACAAGCUGUUGCAGGAUUGAGGCUGCUGGGCUGGGCGCAGGAGGAAAAUGCCUGGCUGUGAAUUGCUGCUGGAUGGUAACCACCCUCCUGCCACCACAUUUUUCCUGGGAUCAGCCUUGUGCUGAGGAGCUGCGACUUUGUGGGCGACUCCUCGCUUGGACUGCUCGCUGCAGUGCAGCGCCAGCAGUUUUGAGCCCAGAAGGAGGAGGAAAGUCAAGGUGAGCUUCCUCUGCAUCCCCAAGACAGCAGCCCUGUCCAUUACCAGUGUCUGUAACUCAUCAGAGGAGCUUCCAUGAAAGAAACAGUUUCCUGGGCAGGGUGCGGCACAGACAUACCCAGCAUAUGCCACAUGUCUUCAUAGCUGCCAGCUCCUGACACACACUUGUUAUGGAAAUCUGAAAACAGACUCCAUUGCAUCUGUUCUUCAUCCCUCAGUGUGCCUGUAUGUAACACCAGGGUCCCUCUGUUUGAUUAAAGGCACGCCCCUGCUAGAUACUGAAAGCCAACG